UCGGGGUGGAAGGAAGGUGGUGACCGGGCCGGGGAUGUCCGCCUCGGGGCUGCGUGCUGGUGAUGGCUCUCCGUCUGGUCGUAGAUUUCGAUCUCCGGAAAGACGUGCUCCCCUGGCUGCGGGCGCAGGGCGCGGAAAGCGGCGGCGCAGAUGUAUGGGAGACAAAUUAUGAGAGCUUACGUGUACUAAACGUUGAAAGAAAUGGGAAUAUUAUUUAUACCUAUAAGGAUGAUAAAAGAAAUGUCAUCUUUGGAUUCUAUGAUUGCCAAACCAAACAGAACAAGCAUCUUUAUACCUUUGAAAAAGACUUGCAAGUCAUUAGUGGCUCUAUCAACAGUGAGAAAACAUUGCUUGCUGCAAGUUUAGUUCAAUCUACUGAAGAAAGAAGAAGGAAUGAGCUUCAACCAGGCUCAAGGUGCCUGACUUUGCUGGUGGAAAUCUACCCUGUGAAUAACGUGAAAGUUCUCAAAGCAGUGGAUAGCUAUAUUUGGGUACAGUUCCUCUAUCCAUAUGUUGAAAGUCACCCUCAUUCCCAGAAUCACCUGUUACUGAUUUCAGAAGAGAAAUAUAUUGAGCAAGUUCAUAUCCAGGUGACCCAAGAAGAUGGAGAUACAGUGGUAAUUAAAAAUUCUGACCAUCUCCCCAGAGACAGAAUAGCUGAGGAUUUUGUUUGGGCUCAGUGGGAUAUGGCAGAGCAGAGAUUAUACUACAUCAACCUGAAGAAAUCAAAGAGUAUCUUAAAAUGCAUCCAGUUUUAUGCUGACAAGAGCUUUAACUUAAUGUUCGAAACACCGCUGGACAUAUCAUUAAAAGACUUGGGUUUUAAACUUGUCAACUUUGGGUGUGAAUAUCAUCAAGAUACAUUAUCCAAACAGUCGACUCUCUGUGUUUUUACCAACCAUACAGGAAGUUUGUGUGUAUGUUACAGCCCAAAGUUUGACUCUUGGGAGCAAAUCACAUAUUCAGUGUUUUACCUUCAUAAAGGAUACAGCAAGACGUUCACUGCUGCUCUUGGGAGAGCUGGCUUGCCUGGGCCCAUGGGGAUAACCUUUCUCAACCUUGAUUUGUACUUUGGUAGUGGGGUCACUGGAUACAGAUUCAAGUACCAACAGAGUUCCAUCUAUCAUCUUAUCUUAAAGAUUAUUCAGUGGAUUUCUGAGAACUUGACUGCCUGCCAUUCAUUUGACCUCCUUCAGGAAUUUCUAAUUGCCUCUUCCUAUUGGAGCAUAUUUCUAGAGUCCUGCACGGUGGCCAUGCUUUUUCCUUGGUCCUCGGUGCUCACUUGGAACAUGGAAAUUCCUGGAAUAACCCUUGUGACCGAAGAGAUUGCAUUGCCCCUCAUGAAGGUCCACAGCUUUAAGGGCUACUGGGAAAGACUGAACACCAACCUCCAGUAUGUCAAGUACACCAAGCCACGCUUACACUAUCACAACAGUGUGGUCGGGAGAGAGUGGCACAACCUGAUCUCUGAAGAGAAAACAGGAAAAAGAAGGGCCACAGCAUAUGUGAGGAAUAUUCUUGAUAAUGCUCUAAAGGUGAUUUCUAACAUAGAAGCAAGGAAUUCAGAGCCAAGAUUGAUGCCGCUCUUGCAGGAGGAUGACCACCACCAGCGGCUGCUCAUCGGCCUGAUGGUGUCCGAGCUGAAAGACCAUCUUUUGAGACACCUACAGGGAGUAGAAAGGAAGAACACUGAACAGAUGGCUCUGGACUACGUUUCCAAACUGCUGGAUCUCAUUUGCCGCAUCCUGGAAAGUGCCUGGAGGAAACACAAGCUUAACCCUUGGGUUCUCCACUGCAAUAGGCGUAACAGUGCUGCUGAGUUUGCAGUCUUUCACACCAUGACCAGGAUUUUGGAAGCUACCAGCAGUUUGCUUUUACCUCUGCCUCCUGGAUUCCACACUCUGCACAUGAUCCUUGGGGUCAACUGCCUCCCUCUGCAUAACCUACUACAUUACGUUGAUAAUGGAGUGUUGCUGCUCACGGAGACAGCUGUCACACGGCUCAUGAAAGAUCUGGACAACACAGAGAAAAAUGAAAAACUAAAAUUCGGCAUUAUUGUACGGCUUCCUCCGCUUAUUGGUCAGAAGAUCUGCCGACUUUGGGAUCAUCCUGUGAGUUCCAACAUCAUUUCGAGGAACCACGUGACGCGACUGCUCCAGAACUAUAAGAAACAGGCUCAGAAUUCUGUGAUCAAAAAGUCAUCAUUCACUGUGGAAUUUUUGCCUCUCAACUACUUCAUUGAAAUUCUGACCCAUCUAGAGUCCUCCAAUCAAGCUCUGUGUGAUUUUGAGGGCCAUGACAACGUGGAUGCAGAAUUUGUAGAAGAAGCAGCACUGAAACACACUACCAUGCUUUUAGGUUUAUAAAAGAGAAAAUGCUUCCAAUUUUAAUAGUCCUCAUUGGCCUUAUGCCUGCUGGGAAUUCUUUUGCAAUAUUUAUCAUUGGAAUGUACUACUCAGCCAUCUAAGUUUCACACUGAUACUCAUUCUAAUUUUGAGAUAAGCAGUCAAGCAUAAGAAGACACACAACGGUAUAAGCAGUCCUCUUUCUAGUGGUUUAAGAGGCCAAAAGUUGGUCUGGGAAGGUGGCUCAGUGGUAGAUGCUUGCCUUCUUUGCCUGAGGCCUUGGGUUUGACACCUU
This is a messenger RNA of Dipodomys ordii (Ord's kangaroo rat), 2640 nucleotides long. It is a transcript of the gene Gsap, whose product is annotated as gamma-secretase activating protein. Gene Ontology annotation, cellular component: trans-Golgi network. The record is from RefSeq and is a predicted model, not a curated record. Lineage: Eukaryota; Metazoa; Chordata; Mammalia; Rodentia; Heteromyidae. The transcript has 29 exons. Gene Ontology annotation, biological process: positive regulation of amyloid-beta formation. The coding region runs from base 63 to 2366 and encodes 767 amino acids.